AUGGGAGGUUAUCUAAGACAGCUAUUGUCUUUCUCCUCAUCCCACAAUCUCUUCUACCUUAAAGUCCUCAAACUGUUGCUGAGGUUCAUAACAUUAUCCAUUUUCAUAAUCUCCAGCCACCUCAAACUCUCCAAAGCUCGCCGGAAAUGUCUACGCCAGAUACGUCGGAAAGUCCGCACGUUCCCAAUAAAAAUAUAUAAAAAUGCGACCGGCGCCGAAAACAUCGAGCGCUGCGUCAUAUGCUUAGCGGAGUACGAGGAAGAUGACGUGGCGUCGGAGGUGUCUGAAUGCAGACACUCGUUCCACCGGCAUUGCCUCCGGCGGUGGCUGAUGGAGGCGGCGGGGACUUGCCCGCUUUGCCGCUGCGUGGUGGUGGCGGAGGAGGCGGUGGCGGAGUAUCACCGGAAGCUCGAAUAUCGCGGACGGGAUCGGAUUGACGAGGUCGAGUUUGCAAUAAUUUUGAUCAGAGUAUUGACGUUAGUAGCUGCUGUUGGCAAUUGUUGUAGCAAUGGGGGAGUAAUUUGUUAA
Molecule: messenger RNA, 528 nt
Organism: Andrographis paniculata
Lineage: Eukaryota; Viridiplantae; Streptophyta; Magnoliopsida; Lamiales; Acanthaceae
Product: E3 ubiquitin-protein ligase ATL59-like
Exons: 1
Coding region: 1-528 (175 amino acids)
Molecular function (GO): zinc ion binding
Source: RefSeq, a predicted model, not a curated record